UGCGGGCUGCGCUCCUCUGCAUCCUGUAGCUUUCGAAAUGUAGGCGCUGGCUUCCUGCCGCUGCUGUUGGAGAGAAAAAAAUUGCCGCGAUCAUUCGUUACUGCGUCGUCCGGGCGUCAAGCACACAACAUUUUCCUCCUGUGACGUCUCGCAUUGCCCGAAGGCAUCCAGAAAGAUAAUGUCCAAGCAGAAGCAUGCGUCCGGGGCAGCCCCUACUCGCAAGGAAGUGCGCCUCGCCCGGUGGUACUUUGGGGGCCUCGCCGGAUCCAUGGCUGCCUGCUUCACUCACCCCCUUGACCUGCUCAAGGUGCACUUGCAGACGCAGUCGGUGGGACGUGUCAGCCUGGUGGGCAGCACGGUGACCAUCAUCCGUCACCAGGGCGUGCUGGCCAUGUACAACGGCCUCAGCGCAUCCAUACUGCGACAGUUGACCUACUCGACGACACGCUUCGGCAUGUACGAGGUCGUUCGGCAGUACCUGGUCAAGCCAGGGGAGAACAUGAAGUUCUACCAGAAGAUCUUUGUCGCGGGCAUUGCGGGUGCCACUGGCGGCUUUGUCGGCACCCCAGCUGACAUGGUGAACGUCAGGAUGCAAAACGACAUCAAACUUCCCGUUGAAAACCGAAGAAACUACAAGAAUGCAGUAGAUGGCCUGUGGCGCGUCUACCGGCAAGAGGGAGCGCUCAAGCUUUUCUCCGGAGGUGGUGCGGCUACGGCUAGAGCUGUGCUCAUGACUAUCGGGCAGAUCUCAUUCUACGAGCAGAUCAAGCAAGCUCUGCUGUCGACUGGGUUUUUCGGCGACAACCUAACGACGCACUUUACCUCCAGCCUAAUGGCGGCUGGCAUAGCGACGACACUAACGCAGCCCUUGGACGUCAUGAAGACGAGAAUGAUGAAUGCUAAGCCAGGCGAAUACAGAAGUAUAUUGCACUGCGCCCUAGAAACAAAGAAAUUGGGAGUCAUGGCGUUCUUCAAGGGCUACAUCCCAGCGUUCGUGCGACUAGGCCCACACACCAUCCUGACUUGGAUCUUCCUCGAACAAAUGCGCCUCAAUUUCGGCAUAGUCCGGUACACGCAGUGAUCCGCCUCACACGCACACUCUGCCAUGCUUCAGCAUUCGCGCCAAGGGCGCACGACGCCGACUGUCGCAUCAACCGAGAGUCCACCAGCAAAAUGACUCGCCUGUCAACGCUGUUUACGAGUGACUGGCGUGGGCUUCUGGGCAAGGGAGAGGGGACUAGCUGUUAUUUCUCUAAUUCCGUCAAUCGUAUAUUGCUGCAUUCGCUGUUCACGCUCAGGAGAGUUUAUCGCUGCCUUCGCGCUUCUUGUAUGCUUUUACUAAUUCGCAUUAUUUUUUUACGCUGGCACUGUUGACUCGGUUUUCGUAGAUUGGUGCUUUUGAAGACAAAUUAUGUAAUGUUAUCGCAAGCCACAGGAUGAUAUUCUGUGCUUAAGUACGAGAGCGACACAAGGGACACAUCUGCUGUGUUGCCUUGACAACCGGUGUUUGUGCGCUUAAGCAUUUUGCACACUGCUUCUCCGAUAAUCAAACGGGAGCACUGUGUGCCUUCGAAUAUACUAUGCACGGACAUUAAGUUGAUGUAAGAUUACAAACCUGUGAUUACUGCUGCAAAUUAAAUAUUUAUGGACACGAACGGAAGCAGUUCGAAUACUGACAAAUUAUUAUUGUUUUUUUGAAUUGCACAAUAUCUGGAGUGAAAUACUUCAACCACCCAAAUCUUGAUGUUGAAAGUAAGAGUGGCAGCUUCAAGUGUUUUGAAGAUGUUAUUCCUUUCCUGAGAACUGUAUUGAUUUUUGUUUAUGCCUUGCACAGAGUAGAAAAUCCAUAAGGUGAAUAUCAUGCAUAAAACAUCCUUUAAUGAAUCUGUAGUGCGAAACGUCUGUACCAAGGUGACGUGUUUGGUCAGACAUUUUAUAUUUAUUUUGUGCAGCAUAACAUCUAAUUUAAAAUAUUUUUCCAUAUUUGUAGGUGUGCUCUAUUGAAAGCAUUCGUCACAAAAAGCAGUGUAGGCAACAACUUGAACUUUCGGUGAUAGAAAAUCUUGAUCAUUUAUUGUAAAUGUCAAGCUCCGUAAUUCUGUAAAGGAAAACGAAAUGUGUUGUAAAUGACAAAAUUAGAACUAUGCAGGAAAUGGAGAGGUUCUUCAAGGAGCUGAGUACUUCCUCUGAUAUUUUUAACAGGAAUCAAUCAAUAUUUUGUUUCAGUUUUUUUUGUAGACUAACUGCUAACGCACAUAAUAAGCCAUGGCACGAUAGCUAUUGAAUUAUUUUGGUUAAUUUAAUGUGUGCCAGAACUUUUCUGUGGUGCUUAGAGCACUUAAUGCAAAAGAAUAACAUCAAAUUGCUGUUUCUUUAUAUUUCACUAAAUAGAUAGUCAAAAAUAUGUGACGUCACGGCAAAUGGUGCGGGAAUUCCGAGGUGGUGUCGCCACCUGUAUUUUCUUUUUGCGCGUUUUCUCUCUUAUUAAGCGUCUUCUCGCAGCAAGCGUGGUGUUCUUGGUAUCAUGGAAGGCUAUUUACUAAUGCGAGAAAAAUCGUUUUGCUCUUUAGUGUCCCUUUAAGGUCAUGAUGAAUGCCAAGGAACUGAACUGAGACAAUAGUUCUUGUACCACGGUAAAUACGAGGUUAGCAUGAAUGUAAGCCUUUUCUCACAUGUGUGAAAAAAAUUACUUAAAAAGUCGGGAAGGCUUAGCUUUUUUGUUUUACAUCAGAAUGCAUGCACUGGUGAAUAAUUUUUACCUAUUAGCAUUGUUGAAGGUGGCAAUCCAUGCCAUGUCUUUCUGACUAAUGCUUUAAGUUUGCCAUGCUCCCUUUCUAAGUUAAGGCACAACGGUGAUCUAUCUAGUCAAAUCUGUGGGCAAAUUUAACAUUGCAAAGGGGUUUUAGGUCCUAGCUAUUUCUUGCACAAGAGAAAAAAAAGCCUCUCUUAAAUUAAAUUUGUAAACCUGUAAGCAUUUAGUUAGAGCAUUAAGUACUGUCACUGUUUGAAACGAAAAGGUAGUUUCUGUUCUGAGUGUUGGCAUUUGAUAAUAGCUACCUCUACAGUGGUGUUACAUAGAUGUGCAUGUCUUAAUGUUCUUCCUUCUCUAGGUAUGCAAAUACUCAAACCUCCAUAUAACUAACACGUAUAUAACGAAUUAUCGGUUGUAUUGAAGUAAAUGAAAAAUAGUCUUGCCGUAGAUGCAGUGUUGCAAAUAAGCGUUUAUAACGAAUUGUCGGAUAUAACGAAGUUAUUUUCGUGGCUGCUGUGACUGUUAUAAUGAAGUUUGAGUGUUAGUAGCACGUAGUUAUCAGCACUAGUUCUGGUAAAACAUGUUCACGUGUUAACAAGCAGUUAAAAUGUCUCAGCGUAAAUGUGUAGACAUUUUCUAAGUUCUAGGGCUGCCUUCAUGGCACAUUCUGAAUUUCCUUGUUUCCAUUAGAAAAAAAAUAUUUCAUGCUUGAAUGUGCAACAAAUGAACAAUGUUCAUCAGACGCUGUGGCUUGCGUUUGGCGAGUCCUGUAAACCAAUGCUUGCAUGCAGGUGCUAGUUGCUUAACUGUCGUGUCAUGUUGUACAAUGGAACUGUCUGUCGGCCUUUCAGUGAGAUCUGUCACGCACACCAUCUGACUAUAUGACAAUAUGUGACGAUACUAUAUGAAUAUGACAAUAUAUGAAUGUAUGACAAUAUGUGGUGCUCGCAAAUGGCAAGGCCUCCGGGAUUAUCGGUAGGCAUCCAAUCUUGAGGCCACGUUCAAUGUUAGCUGCAUUCUUACCCAUUAGACAAUUGUGUAGUGAGGGCUCUGUGUAUUGGCAUUGUUUCAAAUGUUGCCGUGUCGUAAUAGAAAUUUGAUAAACCUGCAUUUCCUUCAUGCCUGUCUAACUUGUAAUGCCACGUAUGGAUAGUUUGAAAGAUGGUGUGCAGGUUUUGGAGAUGGCACUUGUGAAAGCUGUUCAUAGCAUAUGAUGCAGUCACAAAUGUGAUGGAGUUUGUGAAUCAACGCACAUCAUGGUUUGAAAGCACAGAUAAAUUUGUGCGAAACCAGGUUGUGUUCUUGCAGCGCUCCAGGGCACAGUUUCAUAGCUGACAUAAGGGGUGUAUAAAAGUAGCUUUAAAGGCGAGGUGAUGUCUAGAGGUUAGCAGCUACGCAGGAACGCAAGCUUGUCGCUCUAAAUGUCCCAACUGCCUAAGAAGUGUGACCAGUUUGCACAUUCCAUUCAUGUGUGUAGAUUAGCAGACCCGGCAUGACCUGUCUUAGUGUCAUUGCAAAGUCUUUAAUGGAGUCAUCUUUCAUGAGUGUGAUCUAGAAGGUGAUCUUCCUACGUGAUUUCAUUUCUGACGGUUUCCUAGCAACGAUGCUUCAAAGGAUGCUCUAGUUACUUUUUUCAGAUAUUGGGCACUGUAAAAAACUGUGAGUUAUUUGACUAAACUAGUAUAACAUUUAAGGUUUAGCGUUCUGUUUUUGGUUCAUUAUUCUAGUACCAUGGUAGAAAUAAUUAAGGCAUGACAACUACGGCCAUCAUUCUCUUUGUAAGCACAGUUGCUUCUGUUUCCAUUGUAGUGUUAUGGUUGUGUUCACAUAAUCUGCAUCUUUACCUGUGUUUUUUUUUUUUUUUCGAAAGGGAAAAUGGAGUGCAAAGGAAUGUUGGUGUGUUGAUUAAUGUUCUGCAGAUGCUUAACUUUAGUACCUGAGUUGGUGAUGGGGCAUGCAUCCUCUCACGGAUUUGUUAAGUUUUUAUUUCUUUGUUCUUUAAUAACCUCUCAUUAAGAGUCACUUAAAGGUCAUAAAGCUUCUUUGUUAGCCACACAAGGUACCUUACUUCAAAAGUGUUACAUUUCAUUUAAGCAUCUCCUGCAUGUUAUGUCAGAGCUUUUAGUUUAGAAAAAUCUUGCGAACGAUUGUCAUUUAUUGGAUCAUGCGUACUGCCUUGUGGGCAGCCCUCACUGACAGCAGUUGGUGCUAAUGCAUAGCAGUGUUGACUAGUGAAAUCGCGUUCACCUUUAUCAUGGGAUUUCAAUUUGAUGCUGAGUGUCACCUACUUAAGUUGCCUUAUCUCAGGAUUACUUUGAAGGAUAUAAUUUUAGCUUUCAGGGCAAAGGACUUGGGAAAGGUACAGAUGUCAUCAAAGCUUCACACUAACUGAAAGCACUAUUUCUGAGCGCGUUUGGCUGUAAGGUGGUAUUUCCGAAGCAAAUGCAACCUGACUAUAAUUUAUGCAGUAGAAAAACGCACAUUGAAGGAAGGGCACAAAGAAACACUUUUAUAAUAAUCUCUAAGGAAAGUCUAAACGUGUUUCUCAAUAGACGUGAGUUGUGAUGAUAACUAAUUUGCACAUGCUUAUCUUGCAUUCUUGGAGCUGUUUUCAAAACAAGUACAUUUGUUUAGUAAGUUACAUCAAAGAAGCGUAACAGUUGUUUCAGCGUGUUUCAUGCAGUGUAUGUAAAACAUUUGCAAAUUGUUCUUUACUGAUAAUUUUUUGGCUUGAGUUGUCAGUUUGUGUUCAUUUGCAUGAAUGUGUUGAUUAGCUCAGCUAUUACCGUGCUCUGAAAAAUAGUUUCCUAACUUUCUAGAGUUUGCAUGCUGUAGAUGUGUAGAGGUGUAGGACAUACUGUGGGGUGAAGUGGUGCACUUCUCAGUUUGCAUAUUUUCCAGAGCAAGAGCCAAUGUCCAAAUAAACUCGACACGAAUGGCCAUGGCCACCUUCCUCUUCAUAAAAUUGUUUUCCAUCAGUUCUUGCAGACCUUCAGUUUUCACUUUUUCCUAAAAUGUGCUGAAAGAAGUUUAUUAGAUAUAGACGAAAAGACAGAUUGGAAGUUAAAGUACUCACACUUAGGGAAAUAUUUCUUUCUGACUAAAGUAAACUUUGCUAUUCAUAUUUUAGUCAACUAAGCUUAACUCACAACUAGCAGAAGUGCUCAACCUAUCUCAAUAGCCCUUUCUUGAUCUAUAAGACCCAGUUGUCAUAACAUAUGAAAUUGAUGUUGCCAUGUAAAAUGAACAGCAUCCACACUAGACCUUAAAUAAGUGGCUUGCCAUUGUAGGCAUCACUAUGGCCUAUCAAAUGGAGGUGUUGCUUUGUGUUCUGCUCAUUUGCACACUGGAUAUUGUUGCCUGUGUAUAGCAGUAUUGAAGUCUCACACGAUGUGUAGCUCACCGAUGCUUUUUGCUUGUGUUAAAGCUACAUGUAAUCACUCAGCAAGGGAAUUGUUGGAAGUUGCAACUUGGUGUACGUUGCGAGCCGAACAUCUGUGCUCAUUGCAAAGUGUGUACAACAGUGUUACUGUCUAGCUCAUGUUGCUCUGCACUUGUAGUGCUUGUAGUGUCAUGGAAGCUGUCUUUCAAAGAUCUAGAAAUAUAUGCCUAGAAAUGAAGCUGUAGAAAGGAACAGCUUGGUGGUGGUACUAUGACUGUUGUAGUGAGUUAUAGCAUUGCAUAGUUGUUGCCCCAGGAAUAGACUUAUAUACUGGGAAUACGGGGGCGUAGCCACGGGGGGUUGGGGGUUCAACCCCCCGCCCCGAAAUUUUUCAGUUUUGCUUGCGUAUAUAUGCACGCACACAUACAAAAACACGCACAAACAUACAUAAAGUGCGGUUGAACCCCCCCGAAAAAAUUUCUGGCUACGCCCCUGUGGGAAUAGCAUUAUAGCUACUAGACUGUAUUUGUAUCAAGGUGCCAGAAUUGCAAGGUAAAUAUAGAAGUGUAUGGAUUUAAAAACAGAAAAGCUCCAAACAGAGGAACAUAUGAAAUUGUCCAUGGCUUGCCUUGGUUGUAGAAAUUGUCAGUUGAUGUGUGCUUGCACCAUACUGUCUUUCUUCUGGGAAGGCCAGAAUCAUUAUUUUAAAGAUUUUUGUGCUUUUUGAAAUUUGGUAUGCCAUUGCAAAUAGACAAGUGCACAACACCAUAUAUGUGUUGUGUACGGGUAUUCUCAAAUGAUAUUACAGAUUAUCUUAACUGCUAUUCUCGUCUAGACAAGAAGGUCUCCAAUCCUAAAUUUCCUGAAUCAGUGUUGAGUACUCAUAAGGUGCGAGUUGAGCAAGAGCUUACAGUGAAAUGUAGAUGCUGUGUUGACGUGCUGUUGUUUCAAAACUACUGUGCUUCAUUUCAUAAUAGCGGGGUAUAUUUAAGCGUACCUGUGCAUAAAAGCACUGCUUUCAUUGGCAUACGGUCUCUCGACUAUGUGCUUCAUGUGGUAAUCUGUUAUUUAUCAUGAAGCAUCAGAUCUCGCUGAAAGCAGGUGAGCAAGCAACAAGUUCUGAACAUAGUGUGAUUCCUUGAGGUUAUGUAAGAGAUAAGGCUGUGUUGUUUGCAUAAGAAAAUUAGAUAAUGAGUAAGCUGUUUCAGAAUGUAUAGCACUAAGUAAAACUAUUUAGUUUGAUGAGCAUUUGUGACUAUAAACGGUGGCUGUUUUCUGUUGCCAUAUCUAGAUGUGCAUGAGCAUCGCCUUAAGCGAAAUGGAUGUUGUUGGCUAUAGUUUGUGAGCUGUAUACAUGGAGGUGGUGCUAACCAUCUAGUCAGUAGCGUUAAGUGCUAAAUCAGUGGUGCACUUUUCUGGAGUAUUUCACCCGGUUUUGGUGCAUCUAAUUUAUGUUUAACAAUCAUUGCGUUGCACUCCUGGUAAUAGAAAUGUUCCUGUAACGUACUAAUUACAAUGGAUACAUUAUGGUAUUCAUUUUGCCAAUGGCAACUGCAUUGCAACCGGGCAGCAUGAAAUAGACAUGCCGUUUCUUGAUGUGUUCUGAAUGAAAAUAUGAUAGAAAUGUGCUCCAUGCAGUUGUUGCUGAGCCUUUGCUUGUGGUUCUGUGAGGUGUUGUGUAAGGUAUUCUGGUACAGCGUUAUAUACCACGGUUUUAUGGGCUAUCACGAGUGCUCCGGUGUUUUCCGCCAUGGCCACUACUAUGCCUUUGAUGGCUUGGUAUUUGUCUGUGGAAAUGUGAGCAUUUCACCACUUCUUUGAAGAACUCCAGCGUCACAUGAAGGACGUGUGUGAUGGUAUGCCAUCAAAUCUGUUUCUUUGGCUUUGUUCAGUUUUUAGAGGGACAGAGAUAAAACAUAAGUAUGGACAUACCGCAGAUGACUCCAUGGUUUUCACCUGUACGCAUUGUCUGUUGAUUAUUGUGAAACGGAAAACAUAAGUAUAUUUUUGGAACACGAUCUUUCUCUUGUUAAAAGUUGGCCCGAAGAUCAUUCUAUAUUUUUUCUUUUGUUUGGGUUGCCCUAUUGUGUACUAGGGUGGGACGUGUUAAGGCACAAAAAUAGCGCUUGCGUAAAUGUAUUUUUGUACAGUGUCGCCCUGUUACGCAAUAAUAAAUGUUGUCGUGGUGUUGA
Rhipicephalus sanguineus (brown dog tick) is the source of this 8326-nucleotide messenger RNA. RefSeq names its product mitochondrial dicarboxylate carrier-like (gene Dic1). The record is from RefSeq and is a predicted model, not a curated record. Gene Ontology annotation, biological process: oxaloacetate transport; phosphate ion transmembrane transport; malate transmembrane transport. Gene Ontology annotation, molecular function: antiporter activity; oxaloacetate transmembrane transporter activity; thiosulfate transmembrane transporter activity. NCBI's taxonomy places the organism in Eukaryota, Metazoa, Arthropoda, Arachnida, Ixodida, Ixodidae.